This is a messenger RNA of Mesoplodon densirostris (Blainville's beaked whale), 711 nucleotides long. RefSeq names its product peptidoglycan recognition protein 3-like. The coding region runs from base 1 to 711 and encodes 236 amino acids. Lineage: Eukaryota; Metazoa; Chordata; Mammalia; Artiodactyla; Ziphiidae. Gene Ontology annotation, biological process: peptidoglycan catabolic process. Gene Ontology annotation, molecular function: zinc ion binding; N-acetylmuramoyl-L-alanine amidase activity. The record is from RefSeq and is a predicted model, not a curated record. The transcript is spliced from 6 exons.
AUGCUGCUGUGGUUUCUUGUCAUCUCUGCUCUGGAUCUCGGGGCCUGGGGGGAUUCCCCACAGUUGUCUUGGAAUGAAACCCAAGCCAGAGGGCUGUCAGAGGAGCUUCUGGACCUGUUUGUUGGCAUCUCACAGCUCAUUCUCAAGGGUCCUAGUGGUGCGUCCACCGUUGUCUCCCGCAAGGAGUGGGGGGUGAGAUUCCUGACCUGCAGGGCCCAGCUGACCUGGCCUGUGGCCUGUGUCAUCAUGGACAAGCUUACGGGGAUAAAGUGGCAGGAGCAGAAUGUGUGCAGCUGGAAGCUGCGGGGCCUGCAGUCCCAUUCAGUCUACAACAAAGGCUGGUGCGAUGUGGCCUACAUCUUCCUGGUUGGGGACAAUGGCAGGGUGUACAAAGGUGUCGGCUGGAACAUCCAAGGCAUGCAUGCCCAGGGCUACAACAACAUGUCCUUGGACCUCGCUUUCUUUGGCAAUAAGCUAGGCAGCAGGCCCAGCCCUGUUGCCUUAUCAGCUGCAGAGUAUCUGAUCUUCUAUGCCAUAAAGAAGGGUCACCUGUCACUCAGGUAUAUUCAGCCACUUCUCUUGAAAGAAGAGAGCUGCCUGGUCCCUCAACAGCCACUGAUGCCCAGGAAAGGUAAAGCUCCUCAGUCCUGCCUCACCCUCCUCCCACCAGAGACACAGACCCUGUUCAUCCGCUACCCCCAUCUGGCUUAA